CAGUGUUUUGUUUCCGCUACCUUCAUUUCUAUUGGAUAUUAGUUGACAAACGUUAUUUAACGAAUUUCUCUUAUUCGUUAAUAAGAGCGCACCCUGCUUACAACACAAUUCGUCAAGUGGAAACAGAUCCAAUUAGAUUUCAAAUUCACGUUAUCCGUAUUAUUGCCGAUACAAUUUUAGUUAAUACAGACAAUAUUUUGGACAGUAAUUUUGUGAUUAUUAUAUCUAUUGAAGUAAUAAUUACAUUUCUAGAUAACUUAAAAACAGUGUUGCGACCGGCGUUGAUUAAAAUUUUUGUUAGUUGACGUAAUCGCGGCUGACAUCGCUUUAGUACGAUGCAGUCGCCGUUAAAGAAGUUUAAUACAGCUUUAUCAUAAUCUUUUAUCAUCAAAAUCGUCGUUACUGGUGAGAGCGAUAAGUGCCGGUGGUCUGGUGCGUCGGAAGUAGUAAUGUAUCGAUGAGUUUGCAAGUUUUUCGCCCGCACAGGCCGUGCCCACAACGCUGAUGUAAUUUCUAGCGCAAUGAAUGACCCGUGGGAUGUGAAAUCUGUGCGACGUUCCGGACAAUACCUGUCCUGUAUGAAAAUUAAUGGGGUACCACUUCUGCCGCCCGUUAAAUUAUGUGUAAAUAUUUCAUUCCAAUUCAAGAAUUAAUUGAUAAACUUUUAGUGAGAGUGAUUGGUUCUAUGAAAAGAAUGAUGUUAAAAAUUCGCAUUGAGUUGUCAAAAGAAUGUCGCAAAGAAAUGCAGUAUUACAAGCUGUUGGCUAAAGAAGUCGAGAAACGAAUAUCUAUGCUCCAGCCUUAUGUGUCUGAUAGUGAAACAGAGAUCAGUGAUGACAAAACCGACGCUCCCGAGCUCCCAGAGAAUGAAGAAAACUAUGAAAUAACUAAAGAAGAUAUUCAGCCAGUCUUCAACCCAGACACUACAGUUGUACAAAAACUCGAAACUGAAGUAGACAAAAAUAUUUUUGCUGACACUAAAUUUCAAACUAGUGAUGUUUACAGUAGUUUGCAAUCAAAUAUUACAGUUGUAGAGGCUAAUGGUGUAAGUUCUGGAUAUGAUUCUUCAAAAUUGAUAUUAGAUUUGAGCCUAAAUAUCAAUGAAACAAACAAAAAUAUUCUGGAUACUAAUAAGGAAAUACCACAGCGUACGUCACCUAAUCUUGAUGUGCCCGAACGGGACUAUGAACGGCCGGGUAAAAUACACGAAAAAGAACUUUUAACAGAAUUUGAUACAGUAAAAACAAGCAGACGCGAACAAAAGUCGCGAGAUUUUGAUUUAAAAGGUAGCCUGUCGAGAAAUCCUUUUCCAAAUUUACCGAUGAAUGAGGAUGGACCGUCUUCUCUCAGCGCAAAAAGCUUUACAGGGUCUCUCAAUGACAUUCACACGGACAGCAUGAAAGACUCCCAAAUAACUCCUAAAUUAAUUCGUCAAAGAUCGUAUACCUUGUUGAAACCAGGCCCUCAACUUCUUGCACAUUUGGAAGUACAGUCUUUGAGUACAGGAGUUGCAAUAAGCUGUAUAUCGAUGAGCGAAUCGCUCUCUAACCUCAGUACGCCAAAUAAGAAACGGAGAAGUUGGGAUUUGGAGACUGCGAAAGUUAAAUGGUCCUCCAUGGCCAUGGAGUUAAAACAGAAGAAUUUACCAAAUAAAUCGACUACCAAUACUGUUAAAACUACAACGACAAAAACUACUGCUAAGAAGUCGCCUAUAGUAUCACCUCCUAGGGCAAGAUCUCUGGCGUUGGAGAAAAGCCGACAGGAAAGUUUGUCGAGGAGUUUACCCAAAUCCGAACCAGUACAAAGAAACAAGAAAUCUUUAAGCCCCGUCCGAAAUGCUUCUACUAAAACUAGUGGAAAAGACUUACACCAUAAACAAGCAAAUCAAAAUGUCGGGACUCCGGCGAAACCUGCAACUCAAAAUGUUGGAACUCCGGCGAAACAAGCUUCUCAAUUGAUAUCAGAAUCGGAGGAUCCAGCAACUCGUGUUCGGGAGCUAUACGAGAAAAUACAAAAACAACAACUGCUUCAAAUGGCGACGUUAGUUGAGAAGCAGAAACGAGAGCAGAUGUUGCUUCAGCAAGUUUUCGAAGAGCAGAACAACUUGCUAUACAAGCAGCUGAAGACGAUUGUCCCAAAAUCACCUGAUGAUAAAAACCAGGAGGUAGAACGAGGUCCUGUCAGUUUAAGUCAGUUGAUCAACCACAAAUCUCCAGACCAGAGCUUGUACGAUAGCUCUGUGUCUUCGACCCUAACUGACACGAAUCACUACAUCAGUCACUGUGAUGACGUCCUCAAAAAGAGCAGGGAUAUAACGGGAAGCAUGAAGAAACCGCAGCCAAACGCACGGAGUCAAAAUGGGAAUAGCAUUCAAUCACCAAGAACUCCUCUAGAUGGUAGCAGGACUAGAACACACUCUCCGGCCAGAAAUACGUCUAGAAGGUUGAACUACGACACUAGCGCGUCUUCCGAUCGUGAUUACGAACCGGCUUUGACCGACCGAACGAACGAUACGAUGGCGGAUCUGAACGUUACGUUCCCAUCCGAUAACAGCGGGGAUUAUCCGAAUAACAACAUAGUGAUGAGCCAUCUCUGUGGGCACGAGACGACAGUGGUCCAGACAAGUCCGACGACGACUGUCUCCGGCAUCCACAGUAGGACGGAAAGCACCCUGAAGAGUAUUGAUAGGCCUAUACAUAAUCCGGCUAGAGCGAACUCGCGCGCCAAUAAACCAAAAAUAGUGCAUCAACCGCCCACGGCUAAAGAGCGGUCGGCGGCCACAAAGAUAGUCGCAGUCGCGAAGGGUUACCUGGUGCGGCGGCUGAUGCGGACGGAGCGGGUGCAGGGCAUCGUGCAGACGAUCAAGGAUGCCCUGCUGUGCGCACUGCAGCUGCACCAGGACAGGGAGGGCAUCCGCGGCGCCGACGUCGACCUCCACCGCCGCCUCAUCCAGCAGAUAACAGCCGCAUGUUACACACUGCACGACACAUUCGUGACAAGUACGCCAGCAGAGCGUUGCGCCAUGAUCGCGGCGGACAGAGGCAGGAGGCGCUCGCUGGCCGCCAGGCAGACACCCAAACCAUUCAGACAGACGGACUUAAUGUCGCAAAGCCACACUGGCGCGUUCCCGCCGCGCAACAAGCGACCAACAUCAGCAUCUUUGAUGACUCAAUCUAACUAUGAGACAUUUAGCGGCAAGUACAGCACUAGUCGUUCGCGCUACAUGCCCAGCCCGCGGCGUCGCCCGUGGCGCUGACCCUCGCCCACGCCGCCCGCCUGCCUGCCGCGCUUCUUCGCCCACUGCUGGGCAGACAGGCGCGACGUGUAAACAUGGCCUAAAUUUUGCAGUCGUCCGUCAAGUAAUUAUGUAUGCAAAGGAUCCAGUGCCAAUUAUAAAGGGAAAUAUAUUUUUUUUCACGAUGGGCCUUUUUAUUUGUUUUGUAGUUUGAUUUUAUGGUUUUUUAGAUUUCUAUUUUUGCGACGUAUAAUAAUAUUGUGUUUUUAUUAUAGUAAACAGUUAAAAAUAUAUUAUAAGUUAUGUAAAUCGAACAUUAUCGAAAAAAAGUGCCUAAAAUAUAGCUAAGCUAGCAUAAAAUUUUGGAACUGGGUCCUUUAGGAAUGUCUAUAAUAAUCCACAAUACCAAAUUGUUAACAUAAUAAUUCCAGUCAUAAUGAUAAUGUAAUAUAACGGUGCUCGGCAUUUAACCCUAAUUAUAAACAUUAAACUAUUAAGUAAUCAGGGUUUUGUCUCCUUCGCUCUAUAAUGAUUUAACCUAAUGACGCAAUAAUGAUCAUAAUUUAUAUCACUAAAAAGGUGAAUUUAAAUUUAAAACGCUGAUAUUUUCAUAGUUUUGAGACUAAUUCGCUUGUAUAUUCACCCAAGGUCUACAGAUACUGUCAAUCUUCUCUUGUCACAGCCACGGGAGGCUUAAAAAUAGCAAUGAUCCACGAUGACAAUAGUAUCACGACAAUAUCCGGCAAUAAGCAAUACACUUUACAAGUGAGAAUAGUCAAUGAUGAUUUACUUGAUUUAUAUUUUCCAUACACAUUGUUAUAAAACAUUCCAAUUUUAGUUUCGAUCAACCAUUCUAUAAUAUAAGGGGAACUUCUGAUAUUCAUCGUUGUGUGAUUUUUUCUGAUGGAUUGUUGUAAUAAGGGUCCCUGAUUCAUGAUUGAUCCCCUUAAAGGAAUAUAAGCCAGGCGUUAUAAACUCAAAAUAGUUUUUUUUUUAUAUUUUGAUACAAAUUCCGCAAGAAUUUGCCAACUGGUAAGUCUUCUUACAAGUUCAAAGUUCAUUUCAUCAGAGAACAUAGUUCAAAUACCCGUGUAGUGUAGGAUAAGUGAUAAAUUAUGGUUGUAAGUUAUUCGCUAAGCUUCUGAAGCCGAAGUGCCUAGUUAACGGCGUAUGUUAAACUUGUUAAGGUACGGUUUGAAACACGACCGUGGCGACAUAUUAAAUCUGCAGUCGCUAACAGUGACAAGUUUCUUUGAUUUUGUAAUAUAUGUCGGCACUUUAAACUAAAGUUCCGUAUCGAUUACGUGCGGCAUGUACCCGAAUGUCCGUUCGCCCGGCAUACGCGCCUAAUGGGUACCGGGUUACUUUGUGAGUCAGUUCAAACAGUGAGCCACUUUUUGAAGGUUUUUAGGAGCGCGGCAAAGAGGCUGCAGAAAUGUACGUGCUCUUUCGAGACGAUUGCUCGUUUUAAUUUAGUUCAUGCGAUAGAGUUACUUAUCCCAAGUCUCAAUCACGGAUAACUGAGAACUGAGUUGUGGCGGAUUGAUGACGGGAGAUGCACGCGACAAGAGUGUCGCGUGCAUCUCCCGUCCUCUAGAUAAUUCAUACCUAAAAGGCUCGCGCGGCAAAUGCUAGUUUUGUUGCGCACGAACAUGGAGAGGGUAAUCGAUACGAGCCUUAAGAACGCAUAUACAAUCCCUAAAAGUGAUAAGCUGCAGUUUUCAGAAUCGUACCUUUGCUUGAUUCUUAUGCAUACUGCAAGCGACAUUAAUGCAAUUUUGGAAAUAUUUCUUGAUUAUAUAUAGAAUAUUAAAAAAUUUAAAACGGUUAUGCAACUAAAAGUAUCUUGCGACCUGCGUGUAUUUUGGUAUUUCCGAAUUUGUAGUAUUAUUUUAGUGAUACUAAUUUUAUUUGGUGAUUGUUUAUGACUUUAAUCGUAUAGACAUUUAUAAAUUAUGUAUUUUCUUAUGAGCUAUAUUUUCUUAGAGCUUGUCUUUUGUUUGAAAGAUUAUGCAUAAAGCCUGCAGCGAAUUUAAUAUCUAGUUAACAAGUGGCUUGCAGUAUGCUACGAGCUGUGAUUAUAGCAAUUGUACUGAGUGUGGGUUGUUUACAAGUAAUGCUCAGGGUCGCGCGUGCCCAAUGUCACUCAAUUGCGCUUUUGAGUGUUUCCUGCCGUAAUUUUACUAAAAUGACUAGUGUUUAUUUAGACUUGGUUUCUUGAAUACCGCAAUUACCUAAUAUUUAUUUAACACCACCGCGACAAACUACGGUCAUGCUAAAUCUCAACAAGACAACGUACAGAAAUGUAUUAAAUCUGUUUUGUUUUGUUAUAUAGUCAGCGGCCUAAUUCCGUCUACGGGGGCUAAUCAGUCUUUUUGCAAUUACAGGCGUUUUAAUUGAAGGUCAGCUUUGCCAGCCGUAUAGGUAAAUAGGGGAUUUUUUGACUCUUUCGCCCGUAUGGCUCUAAAAGUUGUCUUUCGAUUAAUACUCUCGUAAUUGCAAUAAGACGGAUAUAGUUUAGACGGAAUAGGGCCCCCUGACUAUAUUUAUAUAUCUAUUGGUUUUUUUAAUGGAAAAAAUGAGUUCUUAGAAAUAAAACAACUUAUAAACAACCCAAUUCGCUUUCGUGCUGUUUGAACCGUAUGGAGGCCUUCAUCGCGCCGAAUUUUAAAUUCCAGUACAUAAGUUUAGUUAUAAGAUGUUUAAAUUCGCUAGUGUAAUGCGUGUUAUGUAGUCGUUUAGGAGAACAGUCCUGCUGAACUGCUUGCGUAUUCUACUGAUAAUAUGGACAUAAUCGUAUUUAAAUAGAGUUGAAAAUUGAAUGACUGAGGCUAAAUUUGCAUGAUUUUCAGGCCCUAUGCUUUAAAACAAGCUUGCACAUUUUUAACUCUAUUUAGAUUGCAUAAGGAUAUUAUCAGUAUAAAAGUGCAUAGUUUUCGCCAGGUCUGCUUUGAUUCUCAACCAUUGAAAUUAGUUUUAAUACUUGCUCUUAUUUAUUGGCUAUGUUUUGUAUGCGGUCUUGGCCUUUUAGUUUCAUCUUUAAGUACUUCAUUUAUUCUUGUAUUUUGAGUAAACGAGUAGAGUUUUAUUUGUAUUGAUGACGAGGCAUUUCAAAGGUAACCUUGUUUUGGAAAAGAAACACUGGGAGUCGAUAUAAAAAUUCCAAUAUUAUAUAGUUUUAAUAUUUCUCCAGGACCGUAGAUUUGCUUUUAGGCAAAUUAGAUACUCAAUACAUCUUUCCUUCUUUGUAAUUAUUCUAAUUUAUGAAAUAAAAUGUAAAUUGUAUUUUGGUAUUUAUCUACUUAUCUUCUAGUCACGCACCAAUUUUCGAUAAUCAUGUUGUUUAAAAGUAUAUUUUAGGAAGGCUUUUUAAUGUUUGAAAUUUCGUUCUAACCGUGGAAGUAUUAAGAAAUUGUUAUAAAUAUGUUAUAAGUUAUCAGUUCAGCCAAUCUAUUAUGCUUAAAAUUUAAGCAUUUAUCAUUUCUCGUUGUUGCAAUUUAAUGCUAGUACAAAUAAAUAAUUCAGUAAUAAGGUAGAUUGGAGUCACUAAUCUAUACAACGGAGUGAAGUUAGUCACGCGGAGUCUUUGGUUACCUCCGGAUCGAUCAUUGAAAUCGACCAAUCGGAAGUAUGUUUGAUCGUCGAUUAUUUUGGAUUGGUUGGUAUAUUUUCGAGUUCGAUCUGAAGGACCUAAUGGCAUUUAGGACAUGUUGUCAUAAUGAUUAAAGUAAGUUGUAUAACAAUAUAUUAUUUUAGCUUCUACAUACUUUUCAGUAGGCUCGGAAUUCCUCGUUCUUCCCAAAGAUUGUUCCCGUCGAGACAGUGAGAUAUAUUUUCAUUCAUACAUUUUAUACGCAAUAAAUUAUUCUGAAACUGA
Manduca sexta (tobacco hornworm) is the source of this 7112-nucleotide messenger RNA. It is a transcript of the gene Cp110, whose product is annotated as serine-rich adhesin for platelets. Gene Ontology annotation, molecular function: protein binding. The coding region runs from base 620 to 3256 and encodes 878 amino acids. Lineage: Eukaryota; Metazoa; Arthropoda; Insecta; Lepidoptera; Sphingidae. The record is from RefSeq and is a predicted model, not a curated record. The transcript has 7 exons. Gene Ontology annotation, cellular component: centriole. Gene Ontology annotation, biological process: centriole replication; centrosome duplication; regulation of cytokinesis.